This is a messenger RNA of Epinephelus lanceolatus (giant grouper), 1374 nucleotides long. Lineage: Eukaryota; Metazoa; Chordata; Actinopteri; Perciformes; Serranidae. The record is from RefSeq and is a predicted model, not a curated record.
AAUGGGAAGGCCGAGCGGAUCAGAUGUCACUAUAACAGAAGGACAUAAUCAGCGCGGUAAGUUUGCAGAACCUUACAGCCUGUCUUGGCCAGCGGAGAGCUCGCUUCUUUCAGCUUUUCUGAGGUUGUAAAGUCCACUGUCACCAUGUCUGACGAGGAAGUUGAUCAGGUUGAGGAAUACGAUGCUGUAGAAGAGGAGGUAGUACAGGAAGUAGAGGUGGCCCCUGAGGCGGCCCCUGAGCCAGAGCCAGAGCCAGAGCCAGAGGCACAGCCAGAGCCAGAGCCAGAACCAGAGCCAGAACCAGAACCAGAGCCAGAACCAGUGGUAGAACCAGAACCAGAACCAGAACCAGAACCGCAGCCUGAGCCUGAGCCUGAAGAGGCCGUUGAAGAGGAAGAGGAGAAGCCCAAAUUCAAGCCCAGCGCUCCAAAGAUUCCCGAUGGUGAGAAAGUGGACUUUGAUGACAUCCAGAAGAAACGUCAGAACAAGGAUCUGAUUGAGCUGCAGGGCCUCAUCGAUGCUCACUUUGAGUGCAGGAAGAAGGAGGAAGAGGAGCUGAUCGCCCUCAAGGAGAGGAUUGAGAAGCGUCGCGCUGAGAGGGCCGAGCAACAGAGGGUCCGCGCUGAGAAGGAGAAGGAGCGCCAGGCCAGACGUGAGGAGGAGAGGCGGUGCAGGGAGGAGAGCGAGGCCAAGAAGAAGGCAGAAGAGGAGGCAAAGAAGAAGUCCGCUCUGUCCAGCAUGGGCUCCAACUACAGCAGCCACCUGCAGAGAGCUGACCAGAAGAGAGGAGGCAAGAAAGAGACUGAGAGAGAGAAGAAGAAGAAGAUCCUGGCCGCCAGACGCAAGGCACUCAACAUCGACCAUCUGAAUGAGGACAAGCUGAGGGAUAAGAUCAAUGAGCUGCAUGAAUGGAUGACCCAGCUGGAGUCUGAGAAGUUCGACCACAUGGAGAGACUGAAGAGGCAGAAGUAUGAGGUGCUCACGUACAGGAACCGCAUUGAUGAGUUACAGAAGCACAGCAAGAAGGGAGCCGCCGCUCGCCGCAGAAAGUAAAUCAACCCAGAAACCAAACUGCUAUUGUCUCGGACACACGCCUGAUGAAACAACGCGCGCUGUGGCGAAGGUCUUAGCUCAGAAGAAGCCAGUAACACUGAGGUGUACCAUGCGGUUAUCAACGCACUUCCUGUUACAUACAACCAGGAACCUUUAGCUGCUGUUCUAUAGGAAUUAUAUAAAAACUUGUUUCGCCAUCAUGCUUCCUCGCCCUCAGCUGUUUGGUUCUCAGUAUUUUUGUAAAUAAAGUGUGACACUUCAAGCCAUGUCUGUAGAGCUGUUGUCAUUCAGAAAUCAAUAAAGUUCAGUAUUUUUCAGACA